Nelumbo nucifera (sacred lotus) is the source of this 671-nucleotide messenger RNA. NCBI's taxonomy places the organism in Eukaryota, Viridiplantae, Streptophyta, Magnoliopsida, Proteales, Nelumbonaceae. The record is from RefSeq and is a predicted model, not a curated record.
CUCACUACCAUAUAUAUAAAUAAGGCUCCAUGGCAGCUGCAGUUCAUCGCAGUAGACAAGUCUCAGUGUAUUCAGUUCAUAUCUCUCUUGCUUAUUUACAUUUUCUGUCUAGUUCCUCCACGUUAACAAACUCGGUCAUCUCUCCUCUCGGCAUUGCCGAAUCCCCAGAAAAUCUACAUUUUCUCGCCGGCCGGCCGGAUAGUUAUUGAUGGAGAGGGUGGUGGCAUUGGCUUCACAGAUGCCAGUGGUGAUCUUCAGCAAGAGCUCCUGUUGCAUGUGUCACGCCAUCAAGACUCUCUUCAGUGAUUACGGGGCCAGCCCUGUUGUCUAUGAAAUCGAUUUGGACCCUCGAGGGAGGGAAAUCGAGAGAGCUCUCCUGGGGCUGGGGUGUAAGCCGUCUGUGCCGGCAGUGUUCAUCGGCGGCAAACUAGUGGGUGGAGCUAACGAAGUCAUGACCCGUCAACUCGACCGCUCCCUAAAAGAAUUGCUCAUGCGUGCUGGGGCUAUCUUUCUUUAAUAACCCACUGACUCUAUGACUUCUGUUACUUGUAAUAACUCAGAAAUCGUCUCCACUCUGUAGAGCUUCCUUGAGUUUUGCAUUGCAGGAACCCCUCAUUUUGUAUCUCCCUUGUAUUGUUCACUAAUAAACUUGGGCAUUUGUCCUGCUUAUU